Messenger RNA from Auanema sp. JU1783, 3693 nucleotides. The record is from the annotation of a GenBank genome assembly. NCBI's taxonomy places the organism in Eukaryota, Metazoa, Nematoda, Chromadorea, Rhabditida, Rhabditidae.
AUGGAUUCUGAGAAUACAAAACUCAUUGAUGACUGUGCGUUACCUCCUCGUUUACCGGCUCCUCCAAGUGGUAGGCAGGGAAGCGCUCCCCCAUGUCUUGUUUCACAAGUGAAGCCGUCGCCCCCACAACUCCAUUUAGUUCUUAUUGAUAUCAGAGGGAUGACGUGCCAUGCCUGCGUUAAUAAUAUCCAAGAUAACAUAUCUCAGAAGCCUGGCAUUUCAGAAAUCAUAGUUUCGCUCGAAGAUUGCGAAGGUCGAGUCAUCUUCGAUGCUUCAAUAUUAAAAGCUGAAGAAGUAGCCGAAAUGAUCGAUGAUAUGGGAUUUGAUGCCAAGUUGAAAUCGUCAGACAUAUAUUCUAUCCAAAAUCAGUCUGACGGUAUGCAAGGGAAGAAUGAAGCGAUGAUAUCCAUUAAAGGAAUGACUUGUCAUGCAUGCGUUAAUAACAUUGAGGAUAACAUGGAAAAGAAGCCAGGUAUCAAAUCUAUGAGCGUUAGCUUAGAGCAGGAAAUCGGUAUUGCUAUAUUUGAUCCUACCGUUACUACUGGACAUCAAAUAGCAGAAAUGGUCGAUGAUAUGGGAUUUGAUGCCCAGUUGCUCAAUGAACGAAAAUGUUCGGAACAGCCUACUCCUCUACCAGUGUUGAACAUCGAUAAGAAACCACCUGAAAAGAAAAUAAAUCUGCCAAUGGAUAUCGUUGAACUCAAGAUCAAUGACAAAACCUAUGUAGAUGGCACCUGCGACUCAUUAGAGAAAUGCACUUUAGCUGUAGAGGGAAUGACAUGUGCUUCAUGUGUUCAAUAUAUUGAAAGAAAUAUAAGUAAAAUGAAAGGUGUCAGUUCUAUUGUUGUUGCCUUGAUUGCUGGAAAAGCUGAAGUCAAUUUCGAUUCAUCCGUGUUAGCAUGUGAAGACAUCAUGGAAGAGAUUGGUUCGUUAGGUUACCGAGCGACUCUUCUGGACAGUGCUUUCUCGCACUAUAAUAAAAUUCGUUUAACGCUUGGCAGAGUAGAGCAUGAAUCAGAUAUUUCACGAUUAGAAUCUCAUGUUCAGUCUAAAACUGGAGUAGAGAGUUGCCACGCUUCGUUGGCUACGUCAAUGGCUACGGUUGAGUUUUCUCCUAGCUUGAUAGGUCCUCGUGAUAUAAUCUCCGUCAUAGAGCAAUUGGGAUAUACUGCCGAGUUGGCGAGUAAGAAUGACCAGCUUAAAAACUUAGACCAUUCUAAUGAAGUUCGAAAAUGGAAGAAGACUUUCUUGUUCAGUUUAAUUUUUGGUGUGCCGGUCAUGUUGAUAAUGAUAGUUUUUCAUUGGAUCUUGCAUACCGGUAUGCACCCAGAGAAUCAAAUUCCUAUCUUCACCCCUGCUUUAUCUCUUGAUAAUCUAUUAUUAUUCGCGUUAUGUACUCCUGUACAAAUCAUUGGUGGUAGACAUUUCUAUAAGGCUGCUUGGAAAACUAUCAAACACGGGAAUGCUAACAUGGAUGUUCUCAUCGUCCUAGCCACUUCUAUAUCCUAUAUAUAUUCAUUCCUAGUACUCGUAGUAGCUUUAAUCUUUCGAUGGUCAUCAAGUCCUAUGACCUUUUUCGAUGUUCCACCAAUGUUGAUAGUUUUCAUUGCUCUAGGAAGAAUGAUGGAACACAAAGCUAAGGGCAAAACAUCUGAAGCCCUGAGCCAUUUGAUGUCACUGCAAGCACGUGAAGCUACUUUAGUAACUAGAGAUGAAGAUGGACAUAUCACUUCCGAGAAAGGCAUCAAUAUAGAACUAGUGCAACGCAAUGAUUUGAUCAAAGUUCUUCCCGGAGCCAAAGUCCCCGUAGAUGGUACUGUCAUAGAUGGAGUGAGCUCAGCUGAUGAAUCAUUCAUCACUGGGGAAUCAAUGCCAGUAGUUAAGAAACCAGGUUCUGCUGUGAUUGGAGGUUCGGUGAAUCAAAAAGGAGUUUUAAUAAUCAAAGCAACCCAUGUCGGCCAAGAUUCAACGUUAUCGCAAAUCGUUCGGUUGGUUGAGGAAGCGCAAACUAAUAAGGCGCCAAUUCAAGAGCUCGCUGACAAGAUUGCCGGAAUAUUCGUACCUUUUGUAAUUCUGGUAUCAGUUCUCGCGUUUUUGGGUUGGGUAGUGAUUGGAUACACUUCUGGUGAUGGUAAUGAGACUGGAAUCACGAAAUUCGAAAGUGUUAUGAAAGUAGCUUUCGAAAUAGCUAUUACGGUCUUAUCCAUAGCAUGUCCGUGUAGUCUCGGGCUGGCUACUCCAACAGCUGUCAUGGUGGGAACGGGAGUGGGCGCAAAGAACGGCAUUCUCAUUAAAGGAGGAGAGCCAUUGGAGAAAGUUCACAAAGUGAACACAGUGGUUUUCGAUAAAACUGGUACAAUCACGGAAGGAAGACCGAGAGUUAUUUCGUUCUUAUCUUUCGUUUCACCCAAAAGUUUUCCAUUCCGUAUACUCGCUCUAGUAAUCGGAUCUACUGAGUCUAAGUCGGAACAUCCAAUCGGAACAUCAAUCACCGCAUUCGUGAAACAGGUGUUCGGAGAACCCACUUGGGCUUCUGUUUCCAGAUUUCAUGUGUCUGCUGGAUUCGGUGUAACAUGUCGAGUGGAGGGAGUAAAGAGAUGUCUGGCAUCGAUGCCCAAAAAAGUUUUUCCAAGUGUAUCUGAUGGAAAGAAGUUCACUAUCCCCAAUACUGAAGCAAUGUAUCAUCAGGUUUCCAGCCUUGAGAAGGUGGAUGUUUCCAACAUUGAUUCAUUUGAUGUAGUUAUCGGGAGUGUUAAAAUGAUGGCGAGACAUUCCAUAAUCGUGGAAGAGAAAAUCCUUGAAACUUUAAAUCAUGAGCAACAGAAUGGGCACAUCUCUAUCAUGUGUGCAGUGAACAAGCAAGUGGUUGCGAUUAUAUCUAUUGCUGACAAAGUAAAGAAUGAAGCUCCACUCGCAGUUUAUGAGCUGAAAAGGAUGGGCAUGAACGUUGUUCUUCUCACGGGAGAUAAUGCUAAGACAGCAGAAUGCACGGCCAAACUCGUAGGAAUCGAGCAUGUCUUCGCCGAAGUGUUACCCAAUCAGAAGCAAGCAAAAAUACAACAACUUCAAGCAAACAAACAGAAAGUAGCGAUGGUUGGAGAUGGUGUGAACGAUAGUCCAGCUCUCGCAUCGGCCGACGUUGGAAUCGCCAUAGCUGCCGGUAGUGAUGUAGCAAUAGAGAGCGCAGGCAUUGUGCUUGUUCGGAAUGACCUAGUUGAUGUUGUCGGAGCUAUCAAACUGUCUCGGUUAACAACCAACAGAAUUCGUUGGAAUUUCCUGUUUGCUAUAUUCUAUAAUGCUAUUGGCAUACCUAUCGCUGCAGGAAUUACACGACCAGUAGGGAUCGUAUUACAGCCUUGGAUGGCAGCUUUAGCGAUGGCCCUCAGUAGUGUUUCCGUCGUGACAUCAUCCCUAAUGCUUAACACUUUCAAAAAACCGACUAUUGGUUCCUUACACACACCAACGUUUAAACAAUAUAUGAAGCGACUAGAGGCUGGCAAUGUCAACGUAAAAGUUCAUCGGGGGCUCGAGGAUAGUUUUGGACAUAGAACAAAGUCGUUUGGCUCAGUGAUAUCGAGUCAGUUCAGCUCAUUCAUGGGCUCCACUGCUAGCAUCAUUAGUGGUAUUGGUAAAAAAUCGGGAAGAGAAAAGCUUCUGGACUCAGACGCAGAGGAUACGGAUCUCAUUGUGUAA